Lodderomyces margitis is the source of this 807-nucleotide messenger RNA. RefSeq lists its product as uncharacterized. The record is from RefSeq and is a predicted model, not a curated record. Lineage: Eukaryota; Fungi; Ascomycota; Pichiomycetes; Serinales; Debaryomycetaceae. The coding region runs from base 1 to 807 and encodes 268 amino acids. The transcript has a single exon.
AUGCAAUUAAACGUCGAUAAUAAAGUGGCUGUCGUCACCGGUGGAACUCGUGGUUUAGGACUUUACUGCGCUGAAGCCUUUGUUGAAAACGGAAUCAAAACAAUCUUUAUCACCUCGCGUAAAGCCAAAGCAUGUGAAGAGGCUAAGAAGCACUUGGAAGAUUUAGCAAAGAAAAACGGCAAGUCGGUUGAGGUUGUCGCAAUUCCAGCCGACUUGGCUGUAGAGGAACAAGCCCAGAACUUUGCCAAAGAAGUGGAAAAGAGAGUCGACAAGAUUGACAUUUUAGUUGCCAAUGCUGGUGCUACUUGGGGUGCUCCAUUAGAGGAUCACAACGUUGCUGCAAUCAAGAAGGUUGUUAAUUUGAACUUUGUUGCUGUGUACCACUCCAUUCAGUUGUUCACUCCAUUGUUGGAGAAGGCAGCUUCGGUUGGAGACCCAUCAAGGAUUGUCAUCAUGUCGUCCAUCAUUAGUUUGGCUACUAACGAUAUUGUGGGAACUUACGGAUACCUUGGCUCUAAAGCUGCUGCAUCUCACUUGGGAAGAAACUUGGCAGUUCAGUUUGCACCAAGACACAUCAAUGUCAAUUCAAUCUUGCCAGGGUUUUUCCCAACAAAGAUGGCCAAUGGUUUAAUUGAAGUGGCAGGAAAGGGAUUGACAGAAACAAACCCUCGUGGUAGGUUGGGCGAGUCAGAAGAUUUAAAGGCAGCUCUUUUGUUUUUGUGCUCAAAGCAGGCAAACUACAUCAACGGGGUUGAUUUGUCAGUCGAUGGUGGUGCUCGUUUGAACUUGCCAGCAGCUCAUUUUUAA